AUGGUAUGUCAUUCUGUAGGUCAAGCCAUACGAAAAUUCCAAACCGUGGCUGCCAAUUGGGUCAGAUGCCGAACUGUUCGAGAACUUAUACAAGCGUUACAACACGCAGAAAAAUUAGAUAAGGAUGCAGUCACUUCUCUAGAACAACAGUCGAGACAGUUGCUCUCAAACGAUCUGAGAGAAGCAGCUAUGCUAGCAUUAACACUCCAAAAUUUUGGCGGUGAUGGGAAGAAAUUGCUAGAAGAGGUAAAGGCAUCACCAGGUGAUGCCAAUCUGGAUAUCAUGUUCAGAGCAUUGGCAGAAUGCGGUGCAGCAGAGCCACCGUUCCCAGCAUCGGAAGCAUUUGACGCCCAAGGAGCCUUGGAACAACCAAGGCAGGUGUACAACUUCAUAUGCGCAGCAUGUACUUUCCAAAAAAGAGGUGGACAAGUUGAUAUUAAUCGACUUAUUAUGCGUCUAAAGGAUAUGAACCUACAAGAAUUCAAUACGAUACAAAUAAUGCAAAUGGCUGCAGGACUAGCUGCAAUCGACCCAACAAUACAUGAACAAGUUUUAAAAACGCUAUGUGAUGAGCUAUCCACACGCAAACUCAAUGAAGUGGAUAUAUCGGAUCUAGUAGAAGCUAUGGCGCAAAUUUCAAAGUAUUACCAACACAUAACUCUGAUUAACGUAUUCGAGGAGACAAUGAAGCUCCAUUGCGCGGAACACGCACUGCUGCCACAUGAUAUCUGCUUGGUACUAUAUACCCUAUCGCGGUACAGGACGGGUAACACACUGUUAAUGGAUCGUUUGUCUGUCAAUAUAAGACGGGAUGCUGGCAGUUACAACAUUGAGCAGCUAUCCAGAAUUAUAGUGGCUCUCUCGCAGAUAGGGUACCAUAAUAAACCAUUGGUGGCAAUAAUAGCACGCAUGGUACUGACCAUUAUCGAUCCAGAGAUGACAGCGGAUGUACAGCUGCUCACCAACUUAUACACGGGAUUUUCACGAUUCCUACAACAUAAACGGCUAUUCGACACAUUCUCGGCUAUACUACGUAAGGAAGAAGUUCUCGCAGACUUACAGGUACACGAUGCCGUGGCCAUCGUUCAAUCGUACGCAAGGGUACAUGUGGUCGACGAAAAACUCUUCGCAUUGUUGGAUGCGAAAUUAUUUACAAAACCAAUGAACACAAACCUGAGCAUGAAACUGCUUGUGGCACAUGGAAAGUUGCGGUACUCUAACCCAAGGCUACAACACGCACUAGUGAACAAUAUCAACCUACAGGAAAUCAAUUCAACCAUUGACCGCGAGGUAAGCGUUCAUGAAAAGGAAAGGAGUGCUAUAUUAUGUAACAUUUAUGCAAAAGGUACAGUUGAUUCGUGUGAUACUAGUGAAUAUCACGUACUCACUCAACGCAGAAGCUGA
Molecule: messenger RNA, 1404 nt
Organism: Babesia sp. Xinjiang
Lineage: Eukaryota; Apicomplexa; Aconoidasida; Piroplasmida; Babesiidae
Exons: 1
Coding region: 1-1404 (467 amino acids)
Source: RefSeq, a predicted model, not a curated record